Messenger RNA from Lycium barbarum (goji berry), 957 nucleotides. RefSeq lists its product as uncharacterized. Lineage: Eukaryota; Viridiplantae; Streptophyta; Magnoliopsida; Solanales; Solanaceae. Bases 1 to 957 code for a protein of 318 amino acids. The transcript has 3 exons. The record is from RefSeq and is a predicted model, not a curated record.
AUGGAUGCUGCAACAGAAAAUCGCACCAGACCAAGCAUGGCCAAAGUGAGAGUGGAGGUAACCUUGACCAAGACCAAAAUUUUAGGACACUCUAUAUUGCAAUGUAGAAGGGUUGAAAAAAAGAAAGUUGAGGAGCUGGAGGAUAAAGAAAAUAGGAAGAUAAGGCAGAACGAUAAGGUACAGGUAGAGGAAAUUGUUGAUGUUGAUAAUGUAGUUGAAAAUAAUUUGCAGGAAGCGGAAAAUGAAGCAGAGAAACAGGGGCUAGAUAAGCCGCAAGAAACCUCUAGCACGAGAAUGGAUCAUUCUAUAGUAGAGGCCAAUGAAUCAGUUGGAGAUGGGGAAGACAAGAAAGAAAUCGUCACUGAAGGGCAACUUUGUACAGCUGAAAAUACAAGGCCCACUGCCAGCGAUGAGGAGAAACAACAGUGCCCAAAAAUUAAGAAAGCGACGAAAGAGAAUGAGAACAGUCAACAAGCUCGUAAUAUUAACAAUGAACAGGAUGGAAAGGAUUUGAAUGAAACCGACAAGGCAGAUGAUACCGAUCAAAAUAAUAGUGCUACUGAAGAAUAUGUCGCUGACUCUCAAGAAGAGGAAAAGCAGGACAGCAGCUCACGGGGGUUGGAAGAGGUUGGCUUCAUAACCUCUAGUGUUGACACUUAUAUCAGGAAUCAGCAGGGUAUUCAGCUAUUUGUUGAUUUAAAUACUGGGAAUGGAGAAGAUAUCAAUAAUACUAGCAGUGUUAAUAAAGACGGGGGAGAAGAAAAAGAUGACAAACUUGGCGAUGUGAACUCAUCAAGACAAUCUGAACAAGAAUUACCAGAACAAGUUCAGGAGCAUAUUGACAACACUCCGGCAGAAUCUGAACAAGCGGGAAUCUUACCAAUAAAGAUACUAAAAGGCAAAAGCAAGAAAAGAUCCAAAAAAAGGAAGGAAGUUCAAAAUAAAUCUACCCUCUAA